AUGCAUCUUUUUUUAUGUAUGACAUUGUUUUUACUGACAGGACAAGCCAGAUUUCGACAAGCAGUGGUUACGGCUGUAGCAACAACAGUGGAGAAAGUUUCCAAUGAAUUAGUCAAGUCUCAAAUGAAAAAUGGCCGCUUCAUUAAUUCAUUCAAUCCUAAGUUUAAAUUGCCCCAUCUAGGGCAUGUUUUAAGUUGGAAGAUCACUUCACCGAAAAACACGCGGUUGCCGUCCAGUAAACAAGAACUUGAUAGAAUUCUACCUAUUAUUCGAUACCAAAGACCCGAAGAACUAUACUUAACAACAUCUGGUUUACGAUUUAUCUGGAUUGGGCACGCUUCAUGUUUUGUUCAAAUGAAUAAUUUUCGAUUUCUUGUUGAUCCAAUUUUCAGUGAACGAUGUGGUAUAGCAUCAUUUAUCGGACCGAAACGCUUUCGCCCACCGGCAUUAACAGUAAAUGAUCUACCUCAUGAUCUCGAUGCUAUACUUAUUUCACAUAAUCAUUUUGAUCAUCUCGAUUAUCCUAGUGUAAAAAGUUUAAAUAAACGUUAUGGUGAACAAUUAACAUGGUUCUGUGGUCGAGGUACUCGACAAUGGUUUCUUGAUAGUGGCAUAAAAAAUGUUAUCGAGCUCGAUUGGUGGGAACAGUUCCAAUACGCUAAAAAAGAUGUGAAAAUUGCUUUUUGUCCAGCUCAACACUGGAGUCGCCGCACAGCAUUCGAUACGAACAAAUCGCUAUGGGGUGGCUACGCUGUAUGGGAUAGUACACACAGAUUUUACUUUGCUGGUGAUACAGGCUAUACUCAUGAUAUUCCAAUUUUUAAGCAAAUUGGUGACAAAUAUGGUCCAUUUAACUUAAGUGCUAUACCUAUCGGUGCUUAUGAACCAAGAUGGAUGAUGCAAGCUCAACAUGUGUCACCAGAUGAGGCUGUUCAAAUGCAUAUUGAUGUUCAGUCACAAAAAUCGAUCGGCAUUCACUGGGGUACAUGGGCAAUGGCCAAUGAAUAUUUUAUGGAACCACCUGAGAAACUCUCUCAAGCCGUUCAAUUCAAUCAACUCGACCCAUCAUCAUUCAUUGUAGUUCGACAUGGUGAAAUUUUUGACUUACCAUAA
Molecule: messenger RNA, 1113 nt
Organism: Rotaria socialis
Lineage: Eukaryota; Metazoa; Rotifera; Eurotatoria; Philodinida; Philodinidae
Source: the annotation of a GenBank genome assembly